Messenger RNA from Lotus japonicus, 2184 nucleotides. Its product is annotated as probable fucosyltransferase 8. The coding region runs from base 122 to 2020 and encodes 632 amino acids. Gene Ontology annotation, biological process: xyloglucan biosynthetic process; cell wall biogenesis. The transcript is spliced from 3 exons. NCBI's taxonomy places the organism in Eukaryota, Viridiplantae, Streptophyta, Magnoliopsida, Fabales, Fabaceae. Gene Ontology annotation, cellular component: Golgi apparatus; membrane. The record is from RefSeq and is a predicted model, not a curated record. Gene Ontology annotation, molecular function: galactoside 2-alpha-L-fucosyltransferase activity.
CCUGAAAGCUCCAAUUAGAAGUUGGUAGUAUCUUGUAAUAUUUUAUAUCUUGUAAUAUUACAAUGUAGUAUCUUGUGACAUUUAAAGGGUUUGUUCACCACCGCCUAGCCGUUUGUAAAUCAUGGAAAUCCUUCAAGCCACUCUGGACAAAAUGGAGCAGAGUUUCAAGAGAUUCAUGACACCCUUUGUUGUAUUUUUCCUAGCUUUUCCUGUUCUAAUAGUCACUCUAAUCAUGUACAGAAACUCAAACUCAACACUUUUUGAGGCUGUAUCAGAAAGCGUUGAACUCAGAGCAAAAACUCAUAACAUUUCAAAUGAUGAGUUGGGAAGUACAGGGUCAAACAACACAACCAACGGUGGUUUUCUAUUGGGGGGAAGAGGAAGAGUGCAUAAUAUAUCAGAUCAGAACAUAGUAGGAGAUGGAAUUGUAAGGCACAAUAGUUCUGUGUCAGAGGUCAGAGAUCAGAAAAUUCAAAACGUUACAGCUGCUACUGAAGGAACAGUUACAGCUAACAAUAAUAAUCUCUCAUCCAAAGUAGGCUCAAAAAAUGACUCACUUAAUACAAGUUCGACAAAUGAUUCAGCAGCGCAUGUUGAAAUUCCUGAUGUCAAAGACAAAUUGCUUCAUGGAUUGCUAGCUUCUGGAUUUGAUGAAGCAUCAUGCAUAAGCAGGGUACAAUCCCAAUUUUAUGGCAAAGCUUCUCCUCAUAGACCCUCUUCAUAUUUGGUAUCUAAAUUAAGGAACUAUGAAAAAAUUCAUAGAAAGUGUGGACCAAAUACUAGAGCUUACAACAGAAGCAUAGUAAAGAUUGUUCGUUCUAAGAACAAUGGUGCUGUUGGUACAAUGUGUAAGUACCUUGUUUGGACACCUGCCAAUGGUUUGGGAAACCAAAUGAUUAGCAUAGUUGCAACAUUUCUCUAUGCAAUCCUCACUGACAAAGUGUUGCUUCUGAGAUUUGGGAAAGAUAAACAUGGUUUAUUUUGCGAGCCUUUUCUCAAUUCAACUUGGAUUUUACCUCAAAAAUCUCCAUUUUGGAAUGAUAAUCAGGUCGAAACAUACAAGAGCAUGCUAGAGAAGGACAAGAGUUACAACACUUCAAAGGGGCAUUUACCAUCCUCUGUGUUUCUUAAUCUAGCACACACCCGCGAUGAUCCUGAGAAGUUUUUUCACUGCGAUCAUAGUCAAGAACUUCUAAAGAAGGUUCCUUUGUUGAUUCUGCUGUCAGAUCAGUAUUUUGUCCCUUCUCUUUUCAUGACCCCAAUUUUCAGUUGGGAGAUUAACAAAAUGUUCCCAGAAAAAGACACACUUUUCCACCAUUUGGGGCGCUACCUUUUUCACCCUUCAAAUGAGGCUUGGAGUCUAAUCACCGGGUUCUAUCAGAAAAACUUGGCUAAAGCAGAUGAGAGAAUAGGCCUACAGAUUAGAGUAUUCAAUCAUGCUUCCACUCCAAAACAAUCAGUUAUGGAAUUAAUUUUGAGCUGCAUCAUUAAAAAUCAGCUAAUACCAGAAGUACUUGGUAUGCAAAAUUCAGUGUCUUCUACUAGCAAAAAUCAGACUACAAAGGCUGUUCUAGUUGCAUCUUUAUAUCCAGAAUAUGGUGAGAAUUUAAAGACAAUGUAUCUGAGAAAAGAAACUGUAUCAGGGGAAGUAGUAGAGGUUUAUCAAGCAAGUCAUGAAGAGCAUCAAAAGUUCAAUGAUGACAUGCAUAAUAUAAAGGCCUGGGUGGACAUGUAUCUACUGAGUUUAUCUGAUGUUUUGGUGACUACCUCUCGAUCUACUUUUGGUUAUGUUGCACAAGGUUUGGGAAAUUUGAGGCCAUGGCUUCUUCAAAGGCUCGCCGGUAACGAAAAACAUUUUCCAACUUGCAAAAGGGACUUCUCAAUGGAGCCUUGUAAUCAUUAUCCUCCUAAGCAUUUCUGCAAUGGAAAGCCUAUUGAAGAUUUUGCAUCUUCUUUCGGUUAUUUGAGGAAAUGCGAGGAUUCUUCUUUUCAGGUGAAGCUGGUCAAUGGUUCUGUGUAGAUCUUGUUUGUUUCAUCUUUCAUGGUUAAAAUUAUUUUUUCAAUUUGCUUAAUUUCUUACGCAAUCCAUGGAUUCAUCAUAUAUUAUUAGAUGGAAAUACAUUUUGUGGCAUGAAACCUUGACAACGAAAAGGGAUGAAUUCAUCCUAUGAUUGCUUGAUUUUA